UUGUCGGGAGGACGGAGUCACGCGAAAGACAACGACGUAAACUGUUCCGGGUACCAGGAAGAGACAGGGAAGUGGGGGCUUCUGAAAAGUGCUGGAUUCUCCCAGUGUCACCCACACAGACCGAGAUUGCAAGUGGGGGCGGGCUGCACUCGCUGAGUCUUGAGCUAGGACGCACAGAGGUGUGGGGAGGAGCAAGCGAGCGCAGGAAGGAAGAGGAAGGAGGGAAGAAAGGAGAGAUCGCGAAGAAAGCGGGACAGGGAGGAUUCAGAGCAUUCGACAGCCACAGAAGAUCACCAGCAUGGCCUCAGUGUCUACUCACGGGAACCAAGAGAAAAGUCCCCACUUGCCGCCAUUGAGCAAGCAGAGCAUGUUGUUUUGCCCCAAAUCAAAACUGCACAUCCACAGAGGAGAGAUUGCCAAGAUUAUCCGAGAAUGUCAAGAAGAAAGUUUCUGGAAGAGAGCCCUGCCUUUUUCUCUUAUAAGCAUGCUUGUCACCCAGGGACUCGUUCACCAAGGUUAUUUAGCUGCUAAUCCAAGAUUUGGAUCAUUGCCUAAAGUAGCAUUGGCUGGUCUCUUGGGGUUUGGCCUUGGGAAGGCUUCCUAUAUAAGAGUUUGCCAGAGUAAAUUCCACUCCUUUGAAGAUCAGCUCCGUGGUGCUGGCUUUGGUCCUGAGCAUAACAGGCACUGCCUGCUCACCUGUGAGGAUUGUAAAACCAGGCGUGGAUUAAGCGAGAAGGCAGGGUCACAGCCAUCUGCUUCCUAAACCGAGUCUGUGGUUUCCAAUCAUUUUUAAACCUCUGACUUUGUACACAUUUAAAAUUUCAAGUGUACCUUAAAAUAAUAUACUUCUAUUGAAUCAGAAA
This is a messenger RNA of Apodemus sylvaticus (European woodmouse), 863 nucleotides long. RefSeq names its product OCIA domain containing 2 (gene Ociad2). Gene Ontology annotation, cellular component: mitochondrial inner membrane. The record is from RefSeq and is a predicted model, not a curated record. The transcript is spliced from 7 exons. Bases 299 to 763 code for a protein of 154 amino acids. NCBI's taxonomy places the organism in Eukaryota, Metazoa, Chordata, Mammalia, Rodentia, Muridae.